This is a messenger RNA of Cuscuta campestris, 2130 nucleotides long. The record is from the annotation of a GenBank genome assembly. NCBI's taxonomy places the organism in Eukaryota, Viridiplantae, Streptophyta, Magnoliopsida, Solanales, Convolvulaceae.
AUUUAGAAAAUCGUCGGAAGCCCCAGAGUUUCGCUCUCGUCGCGGAAGCAUUCUCCUCCACUCUGCACUGCAUUUCUGCAGAAAGAAAAAAAAAACUUCCAAAAAUCACACGAACUCGCUGCUGCCCAGCACCACAACCCCUUCAACGAUGAACAUCUAUUUCUCUACUGCCGCUGAGGAAUCACAAAACCCUACUUAUUUCAGCUAAGUCAUUUCAAUCUGGGUCCCGAAUCAGCUAAAAGGUAGAGCCAUCCUUUUCUUCUUCCUCUUGAUGAAUUCAUUUCACUGUUCGGAAUCUCACCUGUUUCUUCGGGGUUUCCACUUAAUGGGCAUACACAUGCCCGAAAUCUCGAAUUUUGGAUGUGAUUGGGGAGGACUGAGAUAGAGGGUAUGCCCCAUUACUCCAGACUAUCAUUUCAUGUAGUAUAUAGCUCAUUUGGCCAAAGGGUCAUCCAUGGGUUUUGUUGUUUUAGCAGUUCCUCAUUUGGUGAAAGUGUAGCCAAUGGGCUUGGAAGCAUUGAGUACCAUUUGAGUGAAAGUUUGAAACCCCCCAAUUUUGAUCACAGUUUAGAGGAAAAGCUAAGUUCUCAUUCGUCACACGGAGGGAACGGGCUUUCCAAAGGCCAUUUCCAGCAAAACGUUUCCUCGAGGAAGAGUGCUGCUGGCGAUUUCAGAAGCGAGGCUCAGAAGAUUCUAGAAAUUCUUCAUCAAGAUGCUCCCGAGUUAGACAAGAAAGUGGCUUUAGAUGAUCUGCAAGUUAGGGUUACGGGACUUCUGGUGAGGGAAGUUCUCUUAAAGAUAUUGAGAAUCACAAGUUAUGAUGAGAACAAGAAACAUUGCUCCAAGAUUGGGUGCAUGUUCUUUCAGUGGUCCGGUCUGCAGGAAAACUAUGCGCACACAACAUAUUCGUACCAUUUAAUGAUGCAGAUCUUGUCUGAGGCAGGGGAAUUCAAGGCCAUGUGGGAACUAGUAGAUGAGAUGAUUGAAAAUGGUUACCCGACAACUGCUCGGACUUUCAACAUAUUGAUAUGUGCAUGUGGUAAUGCAGGGUUAGCUAGAAAAGUAGUGCAAAGGUUUAUCAAAACAAAACAGUUCAACUAUAGGCCAUUCAAGCAUUCUUUUAAUGCAAUUCUACACGGUCUCUUGGCUGUAAACAAUUACAAGCUGAUUGAAUGGGUAUAUCAGCAGAUGUUGUUUGAAGGCCAUUCACCGGAUAUUUUAGCUUACAAUGCACUCUUGUGUGCCAAGUACAGGUUAAGAAAAUUGUGUCAUUUUCACAGGUUACUUGAUGAAAUGGAAAGAAACGGCGUUUCCCCUGAUUUCCACACAUUCAAUCUGCUUCUUCACAUUCUUGGCAGAGAGAACAAACCACAUGCAGCUCUUAAUCUUUUGAACCACAUGAAAGAUAUCGGCUGUGAUCCUAGUGUUCUCCACUUCACAACUCUUAUUGAUGGGCUGAGUCGAGCUGGUAACUUGAACUCAUGCAAAUACUUUUUCUAUGAGAAAAUGAGGCAAUGCGGUUGUUUGCCUGAUGUUGUCUGUUACACUGUGAUGAUAACGGGGUGCAUUGUGGCCAGGGAGUUUAGUAAAGCUGAGGAGUUAUUUGCUGAGAUGGUUAACUAUGGGCAGCUACCAAAUGUAUUUACUUACAACUCCAUGAUCCGCGGGCUUUGUAUGUCUGGGAAAUUCGACGAAGCUUGUGCUAUGCUGGAUGAAAUGGAGUCUAGGGGUUGUAACCCAAAUUUUCUUGUUUAUAGAUCUCUGGUAAGUCAUUUGCAGAAUGCUGGAGAGCUUACGAAAGCUCAUCAAGUCAUAAGACAGAUGGUGGUAAAGGGGCGAUAUACCCAUCUUGUACCGAGGAUAACAAGAUAUAGAAGACCAUGAACAGUUCUGUAUGUAGGGGUGUAUAACCUUUAAUUAGUUGAAAAAAACAAUGAAAGGUCACAAUUGUAAGCAUGGUUUCCAAUGAUUUACAGAAUGUAAUCCAUCAAUUUUCUCAUUCAAUUUAUGUAUUCUGUGUUAAGGAGUACAAUAUAUACCUUCCCACAAAAACAAAUAAACACCAAAACAAUGUUUAUCAAGAGCAAGACUAGGAUUCACUGGUUCAAGGAAUACAAUAUUGACAUUGUU